UCUGAGAAACAUCAACAUAGUAACCCGGGAAAGAGACCUCAGAGGCGGGGAGCGGCGUUUCUCUUUAGGGACCUCAAAGCGGAUCUGGAUACUUUGUUACACAGACACACACCGACACGACAACAAUGGAUGAAUGUCGUUAGAAAAAGUUGCUAUCUUAGUUAGCUAACAUUGGUUUGCUAACGUUAGCCGGCUAAUGCUAACGUUAGCAAACAGCUGAAACUGAAGAAGAAGUCUGAAGAAGUUUGGAUUGUAUGAUCAUUUUAUUAUCAUGAGGACGGCAACAUGAAUCUGGACAUCUAGAUACAUCGGUUCCUUUCAUUACAGGUGAAUGAGAGCGAUGAGGAGCAGCAGGAGGCCGGAGGUGUCUGCUCAGCAGCUGACUGAUCACACUAUUGGCACAGAGCUGACAACUGCAUGGAAGACUUUAUCUCAGUCCAAAGCUGCUUUGCGGCAUAUAGAGAACCGCCUGGAAGCCGCUCCAGGUUCAGGUGUUCUCCUGGAAUCUGUCAUGGACCCCAAGAAGAAAUCCUCCAGGACGGUGCGCUGCAGAGAUGGACAACAUGCUGACGUCACCGCGGGGUCUUCUAAGCGUCGGGGGCGGAGUCAGCAGAGUCCGGAGAAGAGCAGCUCUCGCAGCCCGCUGAGGAACGCCACGCAGGACAGCAACGUGCGGAGGAACAACAGCGUGGAGUUCAGGGAGCCGCUGGCCUCCUACAGAGAGGCCACCCCUCCACCAAACCCCCCCUCUCAGCUGGAGGCCUUCAGCCUUCAGUCCUCCUCCUCCAAUCCCCCCUCAGACCCCCUGCUGAGCCAGAUGGUUUACCACAGAGACACCAGGGACUCUCAGACGGACCGGGACCAGGACAGCACUCGCUCCUCGGCUCUGGAGGGCACGGAGGUCCGAUUCCUCAACGACCGCUCAGCCCUCGACUCCAUGAGGAACGCCAGGGUCUCUGCGUGGGAGCAGGACAACACCCCUAAACCUGCCCUGGACUCCAUGAGGACGGCGGGGGUCAGAGUGUCUGCAUGGGAGCAGGACAACACUCCCAAAGCACAACCAGGCAUGGAGGGACAGGAGUCGAGCCCGAGUUUAGCUCCAGGAUCCGCACAAAGAGAGGAGAACACCCCCUCGUCGAGCCCCGGAUCAGCCUCUCAGCGGCUGGAGAACCUCCGGCGGCACCAGCCUGACGACAAGCUGGAGAAACUCAAAGAGCGCAUCCGGAGGCAGAGGCAACAUCUGGAGGAGGCGGCAGAGAGAGAGAAGCUGCUGUUCAACCUGGAGCAGCCGGACGUAGAAGCUGUGGGGAGCAACAACGCCGGCACCAGCAACAUGCACAAAAUAAUACGGAAAGUAGCAGCUGCUCCACCGGCUCCGAUAUACAAAGGUACCUGCAGCUAUUUCACAUCCUUUGUUUGA
Messenger RNA from Notothenia coriiceps (black rockcod), 1420 nucleotides. Its product is annotated as centrosome-associated protein 350-like. Gene Ontology annotation, cellular component: centrosome. Gene Ontology annotation, biological process: microtubule anchoring. The coding region runs from base 332 to 1420 and encodes 362 amino acids. The transcript is spliced from 7 exons. Gene Ontology annotation, molecular function: microtubule binding. Lineage: Eukaryota; Metazoa; Chordata; Actinopteri; Perciformes; Nototheniidae. The record is from RefSeq and is a predicted model, not a curated record.